CUUCCAAACUACUCUAAUUUCAAAGGUCUCUCUCUCUCUCUCUCUCUCUCUCUUGCUCGCUCGCUCUCCGUCACCCUCUCUCUCUCUCCUUUUUUAUUUUUUUGUAAUUUUUCAUCAAUUAUUCUCGUUUUAUAUUAGGUGUUGUGAUGAGGCAAAGGAUCAAGAUGCAGCAGUAACUAAUUUGGGGAAAACAAUUUUCAUAUUCUUCUGUGUUCUGUGUUGUUGAUUCUUGAUUUUGAUGUUAACAAGUUAGAACGAACACAUUGGUUGAAUUUGAUUGAUUUAUGGCUUGUGAGUGUAAGGGAAAGCUAAAUGUGAGAAAACCUCAGUUCUAUCAGGUCUUUUCCCCUUCUUCUACCUCUCAAUCUCUGAGAAUUCCAGAUGGCUUUGUCCAUCAAAUGGAGGGCACCACUUGCGGAUUAGUUUCAUUAACUGGUCCUAGUGGAAAUAAUUGGCAAGUUCGAUUAGUUGAGCAGGACAAUUAUCUAUUCUUCCAUCAUGGAUGGUCAACAUUUGUGGGAGAUCAUCAUUUAGAAUAUGGCGACCUUUUGGUUUUCCGAUACGAGGGUCACCUACAUUUCACUGUGCAAGUAUUUGGUGAGAAUGCAUGUGAGAAAGAAGCAGCAUUUCAUACUGAAUGCAAUCUAAAUUCAAUCAACUUCGAUAAUAUUGAAGGACAGAAAAGUGACGCUAAGGAGACUUCUUCUUUGGAUGUUGUUAGUGAUCAGCAGGGUAUUGCCGGUAGAGAUCUAUCUAAGUAUGAGGUAGUUAAGCCAAUUAGUAUGAUCAGAGAAAGAGAAGAAACCUACAAAGAAUGUUCAACUAGUGCUGUUCCUGUUCCUUUUCACACAGUGAACAGUAAUGAAGAUCAAGCUUCGCUGUCAAUGCUAUCAGCACAUGAUGAGAAAAAGAUAGCCCAGUCAUUUACCUCCUCUUUUCCAUAUUUUGUUAAAAUAAUGAAAACCUUCAAUGUCAGUGGUUCAUAUACUCUGAAUAUACCAUAUCAAUUUUCGACAUCACAUCUUCCAAACUGCAAGAUAAAGAUUAUUCUUCAUAAUUUGAAGGGAGAACACUGGACUGUUAAUUCUGUUCCAACAACUAGAGUGCACACAAGUCACACUCUAUGUGGAGGAUGGAUGGCUUUUGUUCGUGGCAAUAGCAUAAAGGUUGGAGAUGUCUGUAUUUUCGAACUUAUACAUGAGUAUGAAUUACGUGUUCGCAUCGCUGAGGUUGGAAAAGAUGGGCUAGACUCCCAGGUUGGAAAACUAGCUUAUAGUAUGCUUACUGCAAGACAUGAUGUCGCUUGCCACAAGACUUCUAGAUAUAUGUCAAAGAGUCCUAAAGUCAGCUCAAAGUGCAGAAGCAAAGUUGAUCAAUCAGAUAAGUUGUCAAAGAUUGGUCAAGACGCUGUUUUAUCCAUUGACUUAAAGAAGUCCGGUAGAGCUUCAAAUACUUCAAAGAAAAUGGGGCUUAGCCCCAAGUCGAAAGCUGUCCAUAAAAAGCUGGCUGUACCGAGGAAACAUCGUGUUGAAGAUGAACUAAGCUCCCAGGCUAAAGCUGGUUUGAGAAUGUUGUUCGCACUCGACGAGCAAAGAGUAGCUGAAGCUUUUAGUUCCCCAUUUCCUAAUUUUGUGAAAAUCAUGAAGAAGUUCAAUGUCAGUGGAUCAUACACUUUGAAAAUCCCAUAUCAGUUCUCUGCUGCACAUCUCCCCGCCUACAAAACAGAAGUUACACUUCGCAAUUCAAGAGGCGAAUGUUGGACUGUGAACUCUGUCCCAGACGCUAAAGGGAGAACAAUUCACACCUUUUGUGGGGGAUGGAUGGCCUUUGUUCGUGAUAAUGACAUCAAUUUUGGCGACACAUGCAUUUUUGAGAUGGUUUCUCAUUAUGUGAUGCAUGUUUAUAUAUCCGGGGUUGGAAAGGAAGGUCUUGACAAUCAAAAUGGGCAUGUGAAAGUUAUAGCUAACUAGUGUUCCAUCUACAUGCUAACGUUAUUGUUUGUGAGACAGAUAAAUCAAUCUUCAAUGAAGAUUUUUUGUGGUAGGAGUUGCGAAAGACUUAUGCAUUUUAUGCAUGUUAGCAAAUUCAUGCUGUCUCGUAUAUGUUUUACAUGACUCCAUGUAUCAUCAGUAAUCAAGAUCAUAGAAUGUAUUAAUCAUCUAUUUAGCCACUGCUUUUUAGGUCGUACUAUAUGAUAUAUCACUGUGAAUUUGUGAUUUUCUAUACAUUCAGUAGGCUCGUAAAAUGUUCGUCUGGUAGAGGUAAAACUACACUUUGAUUUUUGGUUCA
This is a messenger RNA of Trifolium pratense (red clover), 2289 nucleotides long. Its product is annotated as B3 domain-containing protein Os03g0619600-like. The transcript is spliced from 6 exons. The record is from RefSeq and is a predicted model, not a curated record. Gene Ontology annotation, molecular function: DNA binding. Lineage: Eukaryota; Viridiplantae; Streptophyta; Magnoliopsida; Fabales; Fabaceae. The coding region runs from base 285 to 1970 and encodes 561 amino acids.